GUACAGCCACACAAAUCCUCGUCUUUUCAAAGUUCAUAGCUCAACAUGGAGGCGCCUAGAAAACGGUUACGGUUUGACGCAGAUGACCUGAGUGAUGAGGAGACAUUUGGACUUGAUUCGACACAGCCCUCAGCAUUGUCUGGCAUCCCGCAAGAUCAUGAACCGCAAAAGGACGAGGACGAACUAAGACUUGAGCGCAUCCUCUUUGGCAAGCUGUCUGCUCCGAAGGUCAAGCCACGAAAGAAGGAAAUAGGCGACUCGCCUGAUGCUGAACAGUAUGUGACUACUGGCUUGGAGAAUGUGCGGGAUGAGGAUCUCUUUGUGAUGGAUGACCUUGUCACUCCUGUGACGGAUUUGCUUGGAGAUGAGGAAGAUGAGAUACCCCAAAUGUCGGAGAGUUCUGUUGAAUCGGAUGACGAGUCCGAGUCCAAUGGGCCACAAGAUUCGACUUCCGCUUAUCCCCCCCGACCGACGUACGAAAUCCCAAAAAUCAAAUCCGCUUGGGCAGACCCGUCCGAUGACAACAUCAAAAUAUCUCUUGCGGCUGAUACACGGCUCUACAAGCUGCGCGACUCCCUCGCAGAUGAUGAAGUUACAGGGAGGAUUUACGAAGCUAAAUUACGGAGACAGUUUGAGCGCAUGAACCCCACUCCGGAGUGGGCAACCAAUGCACGCGGCAAACUCCACCAGAAGCGGAAACGUCUUUCUUCCCUUGACGGUGCUGAGGAUGAGCACGAGGAACUAGAACACCUUCUCAGAUCUACCUCCGGGAUAUUGAACACCUCAGCCAAGGCCUCGGCGCUCCCGUCGGAUUCCUUGAAGAUUGAACACCUUCGUGAUGCAAACAGUGCAGCUAGGUCCUACGCCUCAAUAUUAUCUGUCCGAUUUCAUCCCUCUCCUACUGUGUCUGUCAUGCUCUCGACGGGGAUGGAUAAUCGUUUACGCCUGUUCAAUAUCGAUGGAUUGAUGAAUCCACUCCUACAUACCGUUCAUGCGACCGAGCUUCGCAAACCCCGCGCCAUUUUUCACCCCACUGGCUCCUCUAUCCUCUUAACCGCUGAAAGACCCUAUUACUACGUUUAUGACAUCCAGUCUGAUCGCUUCGUGAAGUCUUCCAGUGCCUUUUGGAAGAGCACCACAUCCAGAGGAAGGAUUCUCCAGGAUCGUGUGGUUGAUUCAUUCUCCAUGUCUAAGUUUUCGCCGGAUGGCAAAUUUCUUGCCGUCGGCGGUCGAGAUGGCUAUGUCUACCUUGUUGACUGGUCACAAAACAUUACAGGAGGACCAGUUACAGGGAGUAUGAAAAUGAACACCGACAUCAAAGAUUUAUGCUGGGUUGGCCAAGAUCAACUGAUGACACUAGGUGAUAAUUCCGAAGUUUACUUGUGGGAUAUCGGCAUGCGACGAUGCAUAAGUCGUUGGAGGGAUGAAGGCACCUAUAAGCCAAACAUACUCGAAGGGAGUACCAAAGGUGACUACUAUGCUGUUGGGACACAUACAGGAAUCGUCAGCGUUUAUGAUCGCUCCGCCGUGCGACAAGAUUCUAUGGGAAGAAGCGUCAAUCCCCUCAAAGAAAUUACCAACCUGAAAACCUCCAUCACCAGCAUGAGGAUAGAUCCUUCCAGUCAGCUCAUCGCUGCAGCGAGCGACGACAAAGAAUGCCAACUCAAGAUGAUACACCUCCCAAGUCUCAAAGUAUUUGCUAAUUGGCCAACUCCCAUGGCAAUUCAUGGUUCAGUUACUGCGUUGGACUUUUCUCCAGGAACGGAAUAUUUCGCCGUCGGAAAUGACAAAGGAAGAGUCAUGCUGUACUCUCUGAAACACUUUGCUGUUUGAAAUGUAAACUGUGCUUGCGUCGACAAGUAUUUUCGUGGGAUAGUGUAUCGAAAAUACUAAUGGUGUUAACUAAUCAUUGUUCGUGAGCCCGUCACA
Cantharellus anzutake is the source of this 1929-nucleotide messenger RNA. Its product is annotated as WD40-repeat-containing domain protein. The coding region runs from base 46 to 1833 and encodes 595 amino acids. Gene Ontology annotation, molecular function: protein binding. The transcript is spliced from 6 exons. The record is from RefSeq and is a predicted model, not a curated record. Gene Ontology annotation, biological process: rRNA processing. NCBI's taxonomy places the organism in Eukaryota, Fungi, Basidiomycota, Agaricomycetes, Cantharellales, Hydnaceae. Gene Ontology annotation, cellular component: Pwp2p-containing subcomplex of 90S preribosome; small-subunit processome.